Molecule: messenger RNA, 5720 nt
Organism: Phalacrocorax carbo (great cormorant)
Lineage: Eukaryota; Metazoa; Chordata; Aves; Suliformes; Phalacrocoracidae
Source: RefSeq, a predicted model, not a curated record
GGUCAGCUGCUCCCCGUCCCCCCCGCCCGCCGCCCGGGUCCCGCUCUGCCCGCGCCGCAGGCUCCCCGCAUCCCUCCCGGCUCCCUCCUCUCGGCUCGGAUUUACAUAGUGAUGUGUAAACUACAGGAUGCCCAGCAGCACCGGAAAGAGGUUUAAACCUACUAAAUACAUCCCUGUCUCCACAGCAGCUGCCUUAUUAGUGGGUUCGACUACUUUAUUUUUUGUUUUCACGUGCCCCUGGUUGACGAAAGCCAUCUCCCCAGCCAUCCCAGUGUACAAUGGGCUCGUGUUCUUGUUUGUACUGGCAAACUUCAGCAUGGCAACUUUCAUGGACCCAGGAGUUUUCCCACGAGCAGAUGAAGAUGAAGAUAAAGACGACGACUUCCGAGCUCCACUUUACAAGAACGUGGAGAUUAAAGGAAUCCAAGUACGGAUGAAAUGGUGUGCCACCUGCCACUUCUACCGUCCUCCCCGCUGCUCCCACUGCAGCGUCUGUGACAACUGUGUUGAGGAUUUUGACCAUCACUGUCCAUGGGUCAACAAUUGCAUAGGACGGAGGAACUACCGCUAUUUUUUUCUCUUCUUGCUGUCCUUAAGUACGCACAUGGUUGGAGUAUUCACCUUUGGGCUCAUCUUCGUACUAAACCAUAUGGAAAAGCUGGGAGCAGCUCAUACUGCCAUUACAAUGGCUGUCAUGUGCGUAGCUGGCUUAUUCUUUAUUCCAGUCAUUGGUCUCACUGGCUUCCAUAUUGUUCUAGUGGCCCGAGGGCGCACAACAAAUGAGCAGGUGACAGGUAAAUUCCGUGGGGGAGUGAACCCUUUUACCCGAGGAUGCUGCGGAAAUGUGGAACAUGUGCUCUGCAGCCCCUUGGCUCCAAGUCACCAUCUUCCACCGCAGGGAAGCUGUUUCAUGUUAACUAGGUACAUAGUUGAGCCCAAGAAGAAGCAAGCUGUGAGUGUGAAGCCUCCUUUCCUCAGACCCGAUUUAUCUGAGCGACAGAUCACAGUGAAGAUCAGUGACAAUGGGAUCCAAGCCAACCUCAACCGGAGCAAGUCUAAAAUUAGCCUGGAAGGUCUGGAGGAUAAAAGUAUGGAUGUGCAACCACCUCUCCCACCCAAAGGAGAUCCAAGCAAGUACUCUGAGCUAAAAGGGCAGCUGGGGACCAGUGAAGAAGGUGGCCUUUCACCUAAACUUAUCAGCCCUCCUACACCUGCCAUGUACAAGUAUCGGCCAUCUUUCAGCAACAAUCCCAAAGUCCACUACCAUGCUACAGCUGAGCAGAUCACCAUGCAGGAGGGACACAGUCAAGGGGCUCUGAUAGAAGAGGAUGGCGGGAGCCUUGAUUACCAGUCCGAACCCAGCUUGGACAUCCCCAGCUACCGGAAAAGCUCCCUCCACAAGACCUAUCAGUCUUCCCCACUUCAGAUAGAUUCCUUUGCCAUCAAUUCACGAUCCCUGAGCCUGAAAUCUGCUGGCAGGAGAGGGACAGACAAAGUGCCCCUUCAUCCAAUAAAGUCUGAAGGGGCGGCUUCCACCCCUUACAAAAGCAUCUUUUCUCCCAAUUCCCUGUCAAACAGAAAUGGGAGUCUUUCAUAUGACAGUUUGCUAAACCCCAUGUCGCCCUCGGGGAGAAAGUGCAUCACCCAUUCUGCGGUCAGCUCCGUUGGGUACCAUUCCCCAUAUUUAUCAGCCAAAAUGUGCCAUCUACGGGGGAGCGAGCUGCAACGCCAACCACCGCAGAGCUUCAGCCCAGUGCUGGGGGGUCCAGCUCCACAUCAGCGAGACCCCUCCCCAGUCCGCUACGAUAACCUUUCCAAAACCAUUAUGGCAUCCAUCCAGGAGAGGAAAGAGAUGGAAGAGAGGGAGAAGCUCCUCCACUCACACCCUGAUUCAGUGUUUGCAGACUCAGGGGUCUAUGACACCCCUAGCUCUUACAGCCUUCAGCAAGUCAGCACACUCUCUGAAGACCCACGCAGCAUGGCAAUGAGAUACGGAUCUAGAGACAAUCUGAUGGCUGCUACCAGUUUUAGCACAAGGAACCCUAUACUGCAGUCCUCAGUGUCUUCACUCUCAAGUGCAAUGACAAGAGCACCAAGGACUUCCACAACUUCUUUGCAAGCUGAUUUAGCCAAUAAUAAUGUCCAGUCCCAUCAAGCACUACAGGGCAGGGUGAGCAAUGGCUCCUACAAAUCCCCAGGCCACCAGGUCCCGUCGUCCCCCACAGGGAUGCCUAGGUCACCCUCUUACGGAGGCCCAAAGGCUGUCUCGUUUGUAAACACUGUGGAAAUCACAGAGGUGCAAUCAGUGGGAGCACAAAGGGAUGACAUGCAGUUGAAGGCACCUCACAGUAAAAUAAAUGGACAGCCAAAAGGAAUAUCCAGGUUGGGUUCAACAUCAAGUUCCCAGGGGACGCCUGUCAGCCCUGCUAGACACUCAAACGUUAAGAAGGUGUCUGGAGUUGGUGGAACCACCUAUGAAAUUUCAGUGUAAAAUAAAAUUAAUUAAAAAUAAAGAGCCAUCCACUCAGCCAGCCAUGAAGCUAGGAGCACUGUGAAGACUCAAAUAACAACAAAGAAGGAGCAGCAGCAGCCGGCCACUCUCCUUUUCUUGUUUUGGGUUUGUUCUGCUUUCAUCUUUCUCUUUUGGCCAAAAACCAGCUGCAGCCUUAUUCUUGAGGGAAUAAAAUUGUACAGUCCAUACACUCUUCUGAACUGAGAGGUGGGAACUGGCUACGACCUAACACCACAACCACAGAGCGGAUUUCUUUCAUGCAAGAGAGCGCUAAAGCCAUUGUGCGUGCAUCUGUCCAACAAACCUGUUGUGUACCAGUUGUGCUGUGAAAAAGUAUGGUCGGUCCAGGAUCACUCAGUUUCUCCCAUGCCCCUUCCCAGCUCUUCUGGCCAGCGAUGUGUCCGGCAGGAGUCAGAGGCCCGACUGCUGUUUUCCUACCGACACGGAAAGCAGGCUCCCUGUGCUGUCAGCCUGCGUGUGCGAGAACUGCUCUGUGUCCCCCGGGCGUUGCAGGCCGGGGUCCUCCUCCUGGGAAGGAGCAAGGCAAGGGCACUUGGGCCACGAACGCCGUGUCAUCUUUAAAAGCCUCCCUGGUCCCAGAUGGGGGCAGGAGAAAGGAUAGCAACAGCUUCUCAUUGUCUGCCGUUCGCCUCCCUGUGUGAAAUUGCGCGUGUGUGUGUGAGCGCGCGUGCGCGUGUGUGCUUGUCUCUCGUGGAAAAGGACCACAAUACCAGUAAGGAUCUUCCACUCUGACCUCUUGCUCCCUCUGGUUUUUAAAAGCUUCUCUGACUCGGAGACAAAACCAAGCAGAUAAAAAAGGAAAUGUUUGGAUGGGAACAUAUUUUAAACAGCCGUCAGCUGCUUUCCCUGCACCCUCCUUAUUACCUGUUGGAUUUAGGCAAUAACAUGGUUUACUGCCUUGCCCUGGUGCCGUCUGUGUAAUCCUGCAGCAAGGUUAUCAUGAUCUGUUGAAUUUACAGUGUGUGUAACUGAGCCAAGCAUACAUCUAAAGGAUAUAAAUUUUCUGUCUGCCUAAUUACUAGCACAUUCCCUCUGGUCGUCAAUACUGUUAGACAAAGGAUUUUCCAUUUGGUUUUUUUUUUUCCCCUGGGGAACAACUUUUUAAAAUAGUAUCAAUCAAACCUAUUUAACAUUCUGAGGUCUCCUUUUCCUGUUUCCAGAAAACUACAUUUACUUUGUUGGAUUUAAGGACAACUUUACUGUUUAAAAAAACAAAAACAAAAACAAAAAACAAAAAAACCACAAAAAACCAAGAAAGGGGUGCAUUACUUUUGUCACAAAUACGAGGACUCUGGCAAAGCUAAUUUUGGGACAAAUGGAAAUUUUUUUCCAUUCCUUAUCUGCUUUUCCUUCCCAUUCAUUUACCACCUCAGAAGUCAAAAGUACUGAGAUCUGGACCAAUGCUAUCUAGCCAGAUCAUGUGUGCAGUUAAGAAUAUCCUGAGCGACAGUUGCCAAAGUCACUAAAAACGAUCAUUUAUCACUGAGCCAAUCAGCAUACGAAACCUCAACUCCCUACCUGGUUCUCCUGGUGAAUAGUUUUGACUAGAGAGCUAAGUUCAUCCUUUUUCAGGAUAUUUGUUUCAAGGGGUUGAAUCCUUCAGUCCUUGACUCUAACGGAGAGCUCUCCAGAUAUUUGGUAGCAAUUCAGAAUGCAUUGAUAGCAUCUUACGUGUUCUCAUGUAUGUUGAGAUUAAUUAUUCCAGAAGGCAAAUAUUGACAGUUUUGCCUGGUUAAAAUUUAUCUUUUGAUUUGAUAAAUCUUGACGUCUGCUGCAAUACAUACUUAUUACAUCCCUUGUAUAUCACAUCAUUUUUUGGAGAGGAAGGUUGAAGAGAAUGUCAGAAAGUUAAUCAUCUCUCUGUGUAAUGCUCUAUGUUGCCUGAAGGGAGAAACCUGGAAAGCAACGCAGCUGCAAUAGGCCAAAGUUAUGGGAGAGCGAUCUAGAAAUCAGUGUGCAAUUUACUGCCUUGAUGAUAUUUUAAAUGCCUACUGUAGGGACGUUGCAGAGCAGAGAAGCAAUAGUCUUUCUAUGCAGAUUUGCUCACUGGCAUGUAGAAUGUUAUCUUUAGUUGGAGGCACCCUGGUGCCAGGAAGAUGCUGGCAAACUGGAUCAGGUACAGAUGGAGCAAUAUAUAUUAAAAGACUGGAUGGGCUGGCUGAUGAGAAGAUUUAAAGGGCUAAAAACAUGUCACUGGCUAAGCAAUGAAGUGGAAAUUGAGUAUCAUACUUUCACAAACAUGUUAGUUAAAAGAUGUAAAACCAAAGGUAAAUCAAAGGGUUGUCACUGGUAACCAACGGUUUACAUUUAGAAGGGGGCAGAAAAGAUGGAGGGGAAGAAGCAGUGGAAUAGUCUUCCAAGGCAGAGUAUUGGAGACUAACUAUCUAGGACAGUCAAACGGUAUUUGGAUAAGUCAUUAAAAAAAAUUCUGUAAGAGGUGAGCCUGCAGGGGCAAGGGGCUAGACCAGAUGGCCUUAUAGAUUUCUUCCAUCUUUAACUGUUACUAAUCUGCAACUCUACCCUGAUGUUAACUCCUCAGGAAGAUGCAGUACUUCCUCAAGGACUGGAAUUCACUCUGGUGCAUAGAGUAUCCACAAGACUUACUUGUUUUUAAAGUAUCACGUAUGCCACAUGUAAGCCCUGAAAAAGAGGGGCUAUGUGGCACACUGAAUUUGGGCUAGGGAGCUGGACAAGGGCACAUUUUGUCGUGUAUCUUUGAGUACGUACAUGACAUUCAUGCAAGCAAGGCUGAAAAUUUGCACCAGUGUAAUAUUUGAGAUUUGCAUCCCAGUGAUGCUCCACUUUGAUCGUUCUUUCUCCUGCAUUUAUAAAUGAAAAAGCUACUGAGGAACUUGAAGGGCCAAAGAGCCUUUGAAGUUAACUACAUUAGUUCAUGAGAGAAUUUCUCAGUAAGACUAAACACAGUAUUGUGUGUAUAAAGCACUAAUAUCCAGGGUUAUUUUGACACAGUUCACGAGGGGUAAGGGAAGAAAGCACGAAUGCACUGUGUCAUUACAGGUUCGGAUGUAAGGAUUAUGUAUUUUGUGAGUAGUUUUGCCCACAGCUGGGAGACGUUCGACUUGUUAAUAGGUUUACAAUGGUACCAAAGCAUUUUUGUUUUUUCCUUUAGAGGUUUGCAUAUAAUUCAGUGCACGUAGCCUGGAGUAAAUUAUUCAAAUCUUCUGAA